Molecule: messenger RNA, 3332 nt
Organism: Jaculus jaculus (lesser Egyptian jerboa)
Lineage: Eukaryota; Metazoa; Chordata; Mammalia; Rodentia; Dipodidae
Gene: Shisa6
Product: shisa family member 6
Exons: 6
Coding region: 128-1792 (554 amino acids)
Biological process (GO): regulation of short-term neuronal synaptic plasticity; regulation of AMPA receptor activity
Cellular component (GO): AMPA glutamate receptor complex; dendritic spine membrane; postsynaptic membrane
Source: RefSeq, a predicted model, not a curated record
CCGCCCGUCCGUCCGUCCGUCCGUCUGUCCAUCCGUGCAUCCUCGGAGCCUGGAGCAGCGGCCUCUCUCUCUCUCUCUCUCAUCUCUCUCUCUCUCUCUUUCUCUCUCUCUCCGCCCGGCCCCCGCCAUGGCGCUGCGGAGCCUCCUCCUCCUGCCGCCGCUGCUGCUGCUGCUGCUCGGGUCGCUGGACUCCCUGGACCUGCUCCCCGGAGCCGUCGCCGCCCGCGGCCGCUCGGCCAACCGGACCCUGAGCUCCGGAGCCUCUGCCGUCGGGGGCCGGAGGUCCGGGGGUGGCUUAGCACGGGGCGGUCGAGAGCUGAACGGGACCGCCCGGGCAUCCGGAGCCUCGGAGGCGGGGAACCGGCGGGGACAGUCCGCGGUGGCGGCGGCCAGCGCGACCGUCACCUACGAGACGUGUUGGGGCUACUACGACGUGAGCGGUCAGUACGACAAGGAGUUCGAAUGCAACAACAGCGAGAGCGGCUACCUGUACUGCUGCGGCACUUGCUACUACCGCUUCUGCUGCAAGAAGCGCCACGAGAAGCUGGACCAGCGCCAGUGCACCAACUACCAGAGCCCCGUGUGGGUCCAGACGCCCAGCACCAAGGUGGUGUCGCCGGGCCCCGAGAACAAGUACGACCCCGAGAAAGACAAGACCAACUUCACCGUCUACAUCACCUGCGGGGUGAUCGCCUUCGUCAUCGUGGCCGGCGUCUUCGCCAAGGUCUCCUAUGACAAGGCUCACCGACCCCCGCGGGAGAUGAACAUCCACAGGGCUCUGGCUGACAUCCUAAGACAACAGGGACCAAUCCCCAUAGCACACUGUGAAAGAGAAACCAUCUCUGCCAUCGAUACCUCUCCCAAAGAGAACACGCCUGUCAGAUCGACCUCCAAAAACCAUUACACCCCUGUGCGCACGGCCAAGCCGACUCCAGGGCAUUAUGGGAAGGAUGCUUACCGAAGUGGAGGACCAGAUCUCCAUAACUUCAUCUCAUCUGGAUUUGUCACAUUAGGAAGAGGACACACGAAGGGUGAUCGUCAGUACAACCAUCCGAUCUUAAGCAGCGCUACCCAGACCCCUACACAUGAGAAGCCACGGAUGAACAACAUCCUGACAUCAGCCACCGAGCCCUAUGACCUCUCCUUCUCCCGCUCUUUCCAGAACUUGGCCCACCUACCCCCAUCAUAUGAGUCUGCAGUGAAGACCAACCCAAGCAAGUACUCAUCUCUGAAGAGGCUAACUGACAAAGAGGCUGACGAGUAUUACAUGAGGCGGAGGCACCUGCCCGACCUCGCAGCCCGCGGCACCCUGCCCCUCAAUGUCAUCCAGAUGUCACAACAGAAGCCGUUACCACGGGAACGACCACGCAGGCCCAUCAGGGCCAUGUCCCAGGACAGGGUCCUGUCCCCACAGCGGGGCCUGCCUGAUGAAUUCGGCAUGCCCUACGACCGCAUUUUGUCAGACGAACAGCUGCUCUCCACGGAGCGCCUGCACUCCCAGGACCCUCUGCUGUCCCCCGAGCGGACGGCCUUCCCUGAGCAGUCGCUGUCACGGGCCAUCUCUCACACGGACGUCUUUGUGUCCACGCCCGUGCUGGACCGCUACCGCAUGACCAAGAUGCACUCCCAUCCCAGUGCCUCCAAUAACUCAUAUGCCACCCUGGGCAAGAGCCAGACAGCAGCCAAGCGCCACGCCUUUGCCUCCCGCAGACACAACACUGUGGAGCAGCUGCACUACAUCCCAGGCCACCACACCUGCUACACCGCCAGCAAGACUGAAGUGACCGUGUGACCGGUGGGCAUGGCCGGGCUAGUUGGCAGGGGCAGGCCAGGGCAGGACAGGGUUCAAAGGCACAGCUUCAAGCCUUGUUCUUGUCCUCUCCCUGGUCCCACCCAUUGGAGCUGAGCUGCAGGUGGGCUGCCUUUAUUUGGAAAGCCAUGCCCACCAGGGGUGUGCCCUAAUGGCCUGGUCCAACAAACACAGACCAGGAUACACAGCAAUUGCUCUGGUUCUUCCAGUAGAAUCUGUAGGGAGUGAGAGGAGAGGAGAGGCCCCAGUCUCCCUCACCACUUGCACCAACUCCCUUCAGUACCCGCCUUUCCCUUUCCCCUCCUGGGAAGUCAGAUGCAGGUUCUGCCAGCCAGAGGACCCUUGCCUGACAGUGGUCUGAAGCUGCCUGGGUUUGAAUGUGCAGUCAGUUGGAUGACCAAAUAGGCUACUGGGUCUCUAUCUUGUACCUAGAACCACAUCAGAGAAAUCUCCUAGUGCCUAAAAAUUGCCUGCUCGCUCUCAGCCAGAGAGCUGCUGUGUCCAUAAGCACAAUAUGAUUCUCUUUUGCCUGCUGGAGCUCUGGUCCCCACCAAGUGAUCUGUCCCUUGUUGGAUGCCUGUCCUAGAGGGAUAGCCUUUGCUGUUUCACCCUCAGGCUAUCUGGGGUUUUAGUUCCUGUAUUCAAAAGAAGAGGUAGCAAAGGGAUGCAAUGAUGUUAGGGGUACCAUCACAGCCACCUGAUUGUCUCCCCACUUCUUCCAGGCCUCUAGGUCUGAACGAUGAUCGUAUCUCAGGCCUGCCUUCCCCACCCCUGCUCUGCUCCCAGCAGGCACCUGCAGAGGGCAGAGGGCCAGGGUAGGGAGGGCCACUGUGAUGCCCGGGAUCUCAGGAGCUCACCAUUCUCAUUUUCUAGGGCUCUGCCUGUGUCCCCUGCCACAUGCCUCAGGAAGGACAGAGGCAGAAAGUUGCAGAUAGAGGAAGCUUAGUCCCAUAGAUAUGCGCCAGGUGGUUGUGCUGGACACUGCCCACUCCUUUCCUUUAUCUCUGCCCAGUUCACAAGAUCUUCUCUCUGUUUAGAAAUCUCCUCUCUCUCUCUCUCUCUCUCUCUCUCUCUCUCUCUCUCUCUCUCUCUCUCACUCUCACCCUCACUCUCACUCUCUCUUUCUCUCUCUCUUCCCAUACCCCUCUGCUUGCCCUGCCUUCUGCAAUUCCAUUCCUUGAUGUUCGUUCCUCAGACCAGUGGAUCCAAAGGACCAAGACCCAUUGGCAAAUGCAAAUGAAUAAUGGUACUCCAGGCUGUUUAUCUGGGGGUUGCCACAUUAACUCCUCCCUGCAGAGGUACUCUGGCAUCAGACAGAUCCCCCCUAAACUCUGUUAAGGUCCCCACUACUAGCCCAGCUCAGCACCUUCUCUGAAGACAGCAGCUCCACCCCUAUAUGAUCAGUGACUGAAGAUAACUCUCUUCUCAGACAAGGUGCCUAUUUGGGCUGGGCCUGGAGGGAUUCAGUUCUAUCUGGUGAAGUAGUGAUAUCAAAAUUAAAAAAAAAAAAAGUAUGGCCAGG